Triticum dicoccoides is the source of this 2294-nucleotide messenger RNA. RefSeq names its product cyclic phosphodiesterase-like. The transcript is spliced from 4 exons. The record is from RefSeq and is a predicted model, not a curated record. Gene Ontology annotation, biological process: cyclic nucleotide metabolic process. Lineage: Eukaryota; Viridiplantae; Streptophyta; Magnoliopsida; Poales; Poaceae. The coding region runs from base 56 to 706 and encodes 216 amino acids. Gene Ontology annotation, molecular function: 2',3'-cyclic-nucleotide 3'-phosphodiesterase activity.
GGUGGAGGAUCUAGAACAAAUCGCAGCACCGGCUCCAUUAAUCUACUCUGCGGUGAUGAUCGCCUCUUCAGCAAAGCAUAUUCCGCUUCCCACCCCGCAUUUCGCCAAGCCCAAGCGCCACCGCCGCUCAGGCCCAGCCCGCAUGGACCCCACCGACCAGUCGCCGGAGGAGGUGUACUCCGUGUGGGCCCUCCCGCCGGAGCCCGUCCGCGACCGCCUCCGCGGCCUCAUGGCCGGCCUCCGCGCCGCGCACGGCGGCCCGCCCUUCGAGCCGCACGCCACCGUCGUCGGCGCCGUGCGCAUGCGCCGCCCCGCCGCAAUCCAGGCCCUCCGCGCCGCCGCCGUCGCCGCCGGCGUCGCCCCCUACACCGCCCGCGUCACCGGCGUCGCCCGCGGCGACUUCUUCUACCAGUGCGUCUACCUCCUCCUCGAGCCCACCCCCGAGGUGAUCCAGACAAGCGACCACUUCUGCGCCCACUUCGGGUUUCAGAGAUCAACCCCAUAUAUGCCACAUGUAAGUCUCCUGUAUGGGGAUCUAACAGACGAAGAGAAGGAAGCAGCAAGGAAGAAAGUAGAGGAAAUGGACAGUGAAAUUUCUGGACUGCAGUUUGAGAUCUCCGAGCUCGCACUUUAUCGAACGGAUACUGAGGAUAAAAGCUUGGAGUCCUGGGAACUGGUGGAGGUAUGCCACCUUGGGAGGAAGUGAUCGGUUCCUCCCGAUGAUAUGCUUCUGCUAUGGUCUUAGCUCAGCACCUGCCAGGACUAGCCUAUUGUUGUAAGCUAUCCUGAGUGGAACAGUUGAUGUAAAUGGAUCAAGCACAUCUUGUAGAACAUGGGCCACAACCAAUGGAUCCGCUGCCGACAUAUACUGGAGGACUACCAGUUAACAGCCUUAGCCUUUGUCUGUUAUUGUGCCUAGCUCUCUACAGACCUGAAACAAAUUGUGUCUAUGUAUGACCUACUUGCACGAACUACUUGUAUUGUGCGAUGAGGGUUGUCUUAUUCACCUUUCAAAAGUUUUGAUACUAGCGUCAUGUUGUGCGUCACCUGUACGUAACGUCAUUGAUAUUUGUCGAUUAGAUCCUGUACUUUAUGGAGUGGUCGGGCCGUAGAUAUUUUGACAUGCAUGCUAAAGCCAUCCUAUUAUUAGCAUGGCUGUGGUAUACUGGGACGAGCUUGUGAAUUGUAAACGAUAGUUAGCGCAUUCCUUUGGUCACAACCUCUUUGGAGAUAAUGGGUACCAUAUUUCUGAACCUAACAAUGUAGUGACGCUGAACAUGUAGGUGUACUUAACAUGCUUAGGUUCUUCAUUUCAACUGCAUGCUUACUGGUAUUAAGUACUUUCCCUUGUAUUUUUUUUAGAUAUCUGCUGACAUUGUUUUCUUGUUGGCAUGUAAUGCAUUUGCACAGCAUUAAAAGAUUUUUUCCCUUCUGAAAACUCAUAUUCCUUAUAGCUUAGGGUCAUUAUUUUAUUCAAAAUCAGGGAUUACAUAAAAUGGACUAGUAGGAAUGGAAAACAUAUGCUUGCAACCCACUUAAUUGCACUCAGGCCAGGAGCCUGCUCAUGUCACUGUUGUUUACAAAGUGAAUUUUUUCUACCGUGACCUGCCAAGUUGCAGCAAUACUGUAUGUUGGAACAGGGCCAUCACUCUUCUACUUAUUGCCGAAAAAAUGAGCUGCAUGCAUCUUCUUGAAGCCACUGUUAUGUUCUGUGCAACUUUUAGCAAAGAUCUAAGGUAGUUUGUCUAGACCAGCACUAGCUUAAUCAUUGCAUCUCUUCACUGUGUUGCUGAUAUUGCUUAUUUAAGGUAGUUUGCUUUUGUGUUGGCUUUAUUUUUAACCGUGCCUUAAAAAUAGUUAUCCAGCGCAGUAGGCCAUCAUGUAUUUUAGUAUUUCUUUUGCCAGUUUUCUACAAUACAAUUCUGUUAUAUUCUUUUUCUAGUGGAACCAUUCAGUUUUAUUCAAUAGGCUCGCCUAUCCAUACAUAAGGAUGCAAGUUUGGGCUGAUGGCCAACCAACAACCCAUCUAGCUAUUUGCUAUUGUGCACAAAGUAAACUAUUGGUUAGGUACCUGCAGAAGUAUCAGCUAAGUAGAAGUAUACCAUUAGUUAGAUAAAACAGCCCGUGGGUCCGUUCACUUGCAUCCCUACAGGACUAUAGCACGAUUUCUGAACUACCUGCGGAUAUUAUUUAUAUGGCAUAUGGAAAGUUUUGUAGAAACUUUGCAAAGUUGACUGCUACGUGUAUUCAUUUGAUGAUAAGGAUUCUUUUUACUGCCCUGGGAUAGCAAAGUA